ACUGCAACCACCUACCUAUAUCAUAUGAUGAUAAUCCACACGAACUGAACUCCACACUGCGUAGCCCUGGUCCAGUUGUAACGGAUACCUUAUUAGUUAGUUUGGUCCUUUUCUCAGAUCUUUUCUCGGUUUUUCUUUCUCUUCAUGACCCGGCUAACUACCUUACCUCAACAUCCGUGCUCCCGCUCUUGUGUCGCCUCUUCUCUCUUCUUCUAUCCUCGUUCGUUCAAUGUACACGCUUCGCUUUGCUUUUCCUCUCCUUCCCCUCUCGCACUCCUUUUGUUCUUUCUGCAACCCGAGGCUCUCUAACUCUCCUUUGUUUUCUUAGCAGGCGUUGCCGCACUCUCUCUAGGUACUCACACACCCAACCGAUUCAUCGACGCGAUUGCCUCCCGCCGUACUCAACUAUUUGUCCGAUCACCACCCAACUCAGUACCUAUUUGGCCUUGUGUCCCACUGGUACAAGGUGUUACCUACUUAGCGCAGUCCUUAUUCGGUCCCCUUAAUUCAUCCGGUCGCAUACGGUCCUCAUCGAUACCUUCUCGCCCUCCUCCCUGGGCCACUUUCGAUCCGCAACCAACGGCGCGCACGGCAUUUGUCCUUUCUUCAACACUUUAUUCAUCAUUUCGACGGAUGCUCAAGGCUCCAUUUCACUACCGGAGCCGCAAUGGCUGGUAGAGACGAUCGAUACGGUCGCCGACCAGCCGGUAGCUCCCCCUCAGAGUUAUUCCCCGACCGCCUCUCAAGCCGCCGAGAUGAAUCGUCUCAUUCCAGAGAUGCAGACUAUGAUCGGGGGAGGAGCGGUGGGAAGGGGGAAGCAUUGCCUUACAGUAAAUAUAGCAAACCACCCCCGGAAAGAUCUUAUUCCAGGAGGUCAACGAAUGCUAGUGAUCGCGGUUCAAUAUCGACCGCUACAGCCGAGCCACGCGCCACGAGACUCGAAGGCCUGCCACAUGUAAUAGACCUGCUCGGCCAUGCAGCCUAUCUACGCAUGCAGCACAACCAAGCUGAUAGCAAGCUUAAGAAAAUAUUGCAUGACUGGAAAAGGUCGACUACUAAAAAUUCUGAUUAUCCGUCUGUUGACGAGUUGCAACGUCAGACUACCCAAAAAUGCGAGACCGAAAAGAACCAUUUUAAGCAAAAACUCAAAGAGUUGCACCCAAUGCUUUAUGAUACUUUCGAUUCAUUGUUGAAGCAAUACGUGCAAGAUCAGGUUUCCAUAGGAUCCAACACCCAAGAAGGAGCAAUCUCUUCUCCGACAAAGUUCCAGAACUCCCCAUCAGAGCUGCAACAAUCACUGGAACCCCACCAGCCAACGAAGGCGUGGAUGGAAGAUUACUUACAGACUGAGCUGAACAGGUUUAAAAACUCUUUAGCAGUCGCUCAGGGGCCAGAUAAUAGCGAGAUCCAGAAACUGGUCGACAGCCUUGAGUUCGAGAAGAAGAAAACCCAACUUCUGGAAAAUAAAGUCGAAGAAGGCCGACAGCAACACCAAUUAUUGGAGGAGAAGCUCAGCCGGCUCGAGCAGAAGCUCGAUGGCGUCAGCACCACAACGGAAGAAAGGAUAGCCGCCAACAAAGGCCAGCCUGCUACCCCUACAACGUCUUCUGAGCAUAACCAGCUCAAGACAACAGUUGAAAUGCAGGGACGCACCAUAAACUUUAUCAGAAGUCAGUCUGAUCCGGCAAAGAUACAGAAGCUCCAGCAAGACACAGAAAACCUUGCAGACAGGCUUGCGAAAGGCAUUAAGGCUGUCAAGUCGCUCCAUGAGCAGAAUUCUGCUCUCAUUGAAAAGCAGGGAGAAAAGCAUAAAUCCUUAGAACACGACAUAUCAUCCUUACAAACUGCCUCUCGGAAUCAGGAUGUCAAGCAAAAAUCCCUAGCAAAGGACAUAACAUUGCUGCGAAGCACAUCUGAUAACCAGGGCGCAAAGCAAGCUUCUUUAGAAAAGGAAAUGCUGUCCUUGCAAAAAACCUCUGAAAGUCAAGGGGCAAAACAAAUGUCCUUUGAAAAAGAUAUUUCGCUUUUACAAUGCACAUGUCAAAGCCAGGGAGAACAGCAAAAGACCAUAGAUGGUGUCGUUUCUGGCAUAAAAUCAGCUGUAGAGAGUCUCUCACAAAAAGGGGAAUCUUUAGCUGAAGCUAUCACUUCUCUGCGAUCAUCCGUGGAACAAAUACAAGAGACCCAGGGGUCUCAGGAGGCGCGCCUGUCGACGCUUACCUCUCUAAAGCCUCUGACCAAGCAAGUUAAAGAACAGCAAAAGAAGGCCAACAUUCUGCAGCAGAGCGUCGACACUCUACAGGCCAGUGCCGCCGACUGGUCAUUGCAAGACUUCCAAGACCUCAAGGCAAAAGUCCAGGGGUACCCGCCUGCAGGUGAAAUUCGACAGCUUCUUGUUGAAUUCCCCUCUCUUGUGGACACCAAGCGGCUGCUUGCCAAAUACCCGCCUCAUGGUGAUCUCGAGCGGUUACUUAAAGAAAUGCCCCCUCCUGGUGACAUAAAGCGUCUCCUGGGUGAAAGUCCAUCUCCUGCGGAUAUAAAACGCCGUCUUGAAGAACUACCACCGAGUGGGGAGCUUAACCAACUAGUUAGAGAUUUACCAAAGUUAAGGGAAUUCAUGUCGGAAGUCACUGCACGGUCUUCCAAACACUCUACGCCCACACCUACUCCUGCAUUCAUGACGAAGGACAUGACGUUGCAACUGAUCACUCCCAAGAUGGAUAGACUGGAAGAUGCAUUAAAACGUCGUUGUACGGAGAUGAUCCAGAUAUCCUCUGGGUUAGUUGCCGAGACUGUUGACCAGGCAAAUGCCCGUACAUUGAAGUCAGAGGAAGCUAUCCAGGCACUUGAUGGACGUGUUACAGGUUUGAAACGAAGCGUGAAUGAGAACAAGAAGGAAUUCGAUGCGCAUGUCACAACGUCGAGGCGAAAUACGGAUGAAACAAAGAAGUUGGGCCACCAAAUCAAAGAGUUGGAGCGGUCCGUCGGCGAAGACAAAAUAGAAAUGUAUGAGAUGGAACACGACACAGCAAAACGCCUUGAGGAAGAGAGCACUGAACUUAAGUCAUUGAAGGGUAUGGUUGCUGUGAUGACCCAGGAUGUUGAAAAAGUGCGCAAGGACUCGAGGACUGGGAUCGAUGAUAUCCAGUUCCAGCUGGUCCAGAUGACAGACUGGGCGAAGAACUUCAGCUCCAAGCAAUGGCAUGACAGUGUCGCUCAACAAAUCGCUGCUUACGUGCCAGCUCAGUUUGCGAGACAAUUGGAUAGCCUGGCUACCAGGGUCAGCCAUCUUGAGACCCGAAGUCACGAUUCGCCAGAGGUCUCGAGCAAGAGACGCAAAGGAGCUAAUGGUAGCCCUCUGGUUGUUAACGGCCACCAUUGAGCAAAGACUUGGCUUAGAGGUGUUGUAUGGAACAUGUUGGUCAGUUGAACACUUUUGUCUGUAUAACUGAUUUCUCGUACGGGCUGGGCCUUGAUUAGAGAAACAGGGUGUUACUUUUGGCAUCAAUUGAAAUAGGUGGAGGAGAGAGGCAGCGGUGGCAAGGCAGCAUUAUACCCUUACGGAUCCGGCGUUUUAUGCAUUGUUGUCAGGACAAAAUAUACCCAUGAUUUCACUUAUAGUUUAAUAUCGGCUUUUGUGAACCUCAAUGUCGCUCGCUAUGUUAACAGGUAUAUCUUGAAAUUGAAUCUAUAUAUUAAGAUAAGUACCUACUAUAUACAUUUUAUAGAUAAAGUAUAC
Molecule: messenger RNA, 3739 nt
Organism: Fusarium verticillioides 7600
Lineage: Eukaryota; Fungi; Ascomycota; Sordariomycetes; Hypocreales; Nectriaceae
Exons: 2
Coding region: 668-3382 (904 amino acids)
Source: RefSeq, a predicted model, not a curated record